Messenger RNA from Brachypodium distachyon (stiff brome), 1600 nucleotides. Its product is annotated as probable membrane metalloprotease ARASP2, chloroplastic. The transcript has a single exon. Gene Ontology annotation, molecular function: metalloendopeptidase activity; protein binding. Bases 134 to 1390 code for a protein of 418 amino acids. The record is from RefSeq and is a predicted model, not a curated record. NCBI's taxonomy places the organism in Eukaryota, Viridiplantae, Streptophyta, Magnoliopsida, Poales, Poaceae. Gene Ontology annotation, cellular component: membrane. Gene Ontology annotation, biological process: proteolysis.
CACACCACAUGUACACCCGCGUCGCUGGCAGCAGAGGCCAGAGGCCCAACAAACCGGCCAACACCGCUCAACUCAAACUCCCGAGAAUGCCAGAUUAUCCACUCCUCCUCCUCCCCCUUCCUCCCCUCCCACCAUGAUUACCACCGCCCACAUCUCCAAUCCCCCGUCCCCGUGCCGCCCCUUCCACUCCCACUCCCCCUCAUCCGCCGCACCACUCCCACUCAUCCGCCGCCACCGCCACUCCAAGCCCUUCUCCACCGCCGCCGCUUCCCCGUCGGACCUCCUCGCGAGCGUAGAGUCCGUCGCGUCCGCUGCCUCCGUCCUUGCUUCCAUCGUGCUGGUCCACGAAUCCGGCCACUUCGUCGCCGCCACCUCCCGCGGGAUCCACGUCUCGCAGUUCUCCGUCGGCUUCGGCCCGGCCCUCGCCCGCUUCCGCCUUGGCCCCGUCGAGUACGCGCUCCGGGCCAUCCCGCUCGGGGGCUACGUCGGCUUCCCCGACGACGACCCGGACUCCGGCUUCGCGCCCGACGACCCCGACCUCCUCCGGAACCGCCCCGUCCCCGACCGCCUCCUCGUCGUCUCCGCCGGCGUCAUCGCCAACCUCAUCUUCGCCUUCCUCAUCGUCUACACCCAGGCUCUCACCGUCGGCGUCCCUGUCCAGGCGCUGCUCACCGGCGUCCUCGUCCCCGAUGUAAUUUCCGGCUCCGCGGCCGCCCGCGCAGGCCUGCUCCCCGGGGAUGUCAUCCUCGCGGUCCCCGGCGCCGCGCCAGACCCGUCCGUGCCCGCCCUCGUCGACCUCAUCAAAGCCAGUCCAAAUAAGAAGGUCCUCGUUACCGUCUCAAGAACCGGGCCUGGGGCAUCAGACAGGCAGUCGCUUGACCUCACCAUCGUGCCGGACACGAGCGCCGAUGGGACUGGACGCAUUGGCGUGCAGCUCUCCCCAAACUUCCGGGUCACGCGCGUCCACCCGAGGAACCUGUCCGAGGCCACUGUCCUCGCCGUGCGCGAGUACACGGCGUUGGGCGGGACGGUCCUCGAAGGGCUCAAGCAGACGUUUCUCAACUUCUCGCAGACGGCGGAGAAGGUCUCAGGUCCUGUUGCCAUAAUCGCUGUCGGGGCGGAGGUGGCCAGAUCAAGUGCGGACGGCUUGUUUCAGUUCGCGGCGGUAAUUAACCUCAACCUUGCAGCAAUAAACUUGUUGCCGUUGCCAGCUUUAGAUGGCGGGACAUUGGCGUUGAUCCUUCUGGAGGCGGCCCGUGGUGGGCAGAAGAUACCCCGUGAAAUUGAGCAGAGAAUCAUGUCAUCGGGGAUAUUGUUGGUACUCAUGGUUGGCAUUUUCCUUAUUGUUCGCGAUACACUCAAUCUCGACUUCAUCAAGGAGAAUUUGUGAUUCUUAAGGUGUAAACUAGAUCACGGAUAUAGUGAAAUGGCCAGCACCAUGCAUUGGAUUUCUUGGAAAGGUUUGUAGUUCUGAUUCCUUCUGCCCUUUGAUGGGUUCGCUCUUGCAAUCUUAGCUUGUUAUACUGAUUCAUAGGUCCUUGUAUUGUUGUUGUAUAUCAAGGUAAGCUUACGAAGUUACACUUGACUGUGUUUUUUUUUU